Messenger RNA from Haliotis rufescens (red abalone), 1646 nucleotides. Its product is annotated as multiple epidermal growth factor-like domains protein 11. Lineage: Eukaryota; Metazoa; Mollusca; Gastropoda; Lepetellida; Haliotidae. Bases 116 to 1357 code for a protein of 413 amino acids. Gene Ontology annotation, molecular function: scavenger receptor activity. The record is from RefSeq and is a predicted model, not a curated record. The transcript is spliced from 4 exons.
GAAGGAAGAUGAAACCACACCAGGCAGGUAUCUCCCAGACCUGAGUCAUUUGUCAUUUGGCGUUUUUACAACCCAGUCAAGAAGCUACUUGUCUAUAGUGUAAAGGAUAACACCGAUGACUGUGAUGGCCACCAACUUUCUAUUGGCACUUCUAGCAGUUGAACUAUCUAUGGCCAUCUGUUGCCCGCCGAAGAACCACUGCGCCGACGACGUCUGUCACAACACCGGCUUCUGUAAACAUGGAUGCGAAGAAGGCUGGAACGGACCGAAAUGUGACACCCAGACUGUGUGUCCAAACUGUCAAUGGGGGCACUGCAACAAGGCGAGAGCGUGCACCAGCGGCUGCCUCGCUGGUUUCUAUGGUGACACGUGCAACAAGACAUGUCACGAGCACUGUAAAAAUAAAUGUGACUUCAAGACCGGUGUCUGCUUGGGAGGCUGUACACCAGGAUGGUAUGGACCAUACUGCGGAAACAAAUGUGGAGAAGGUUGUAUCCAAAACUCGUGUCAUCGGUGGCACGGCAAGUGUCAGUGCCGCUCUGGAUGGUUCACAGAACGUUGUAACCAGGAAUGCUUUGGUUGUCUCGGUAGGGUCUGUGAUCAUCACGACGGUAGGUGCAGGAGAGGAUGUAGAAGUGGCUGGACAGGGGCCGCGUGUUCUACCAACAUGUGCGUGAACUGUGUCAACAGCGCAUGUCCGUCAUGGACAUCCGGUGCGAGAUGUCAUGGCUGCGUUUCCGGUUACCGUGGUCGAACGUGUGAAGUAAAAUGUGCCGACAACUGUGCCAUCUGUUCACAAUUCGGCAACACGUGUCGUGAGUGUAAACUGGGGUCAUCUUGUAACACCGUGUCAACAACCAAAGUUUCGUCAACCGUUACCAGUUACGGGGUCUCCAGCAGCAACAACACAGUGACGUCAGAGAGUAAGACUCCAGUUCCCAACACGGGACGUUCAAAUGUGGUCCAACAUGAAGCAACAGGGUGGGAUGCAUACUCCUCUUCCGCGAUCAGAAGGACUAGUUUCAUUUUCGCUUGUAUCCUCUUGGCCUUUGGACUGUUUCUCACAGCAUGGUGUGCCCAGCAAACGUGGUAUGUUGGAUGUUUAAAUAAAGAGAGACUAUCGCAGAUGAAACCAAAUAAACGAACGGGUUUGGAUUAUAUCUACUCUGUGAAUAACGCACAAAGGCAUUCUCAAUCCGGAUUAACGCAUUUACAUGAGGCUGACGUCUACUAUGACGUCAUCCACACCAGUCUUGGUGACAUCAGAACCCAGCGUGAUGGACGUUACCGAGACAUCCCAGUUCGUUAUGAGUCUUUGAGAUACACGCACAGUAUCAAUGAUAAUGACCUGCAAUAAAACUGGUCAUUGUAGUUUUGAAUGUGAAUGUGGUUUAUAUUGCAUGUAAGAUUCUUUCACUUGAAUUGUUACGUUAAUGCAUACAGGUAUCCCGGUUAUAUUGUGACAGCUCAUGAUCACUGACAUACCAUGCCGCAGUUUAACACGGAUACCCUACUAACUCACAUUAUACUACUCCGAGACUACGAGUCCUUGUUUUAUCCGCUUAAUGCCGAUUUCCCGGCACGAUAGGAUACCAACAAUUUACGGGAUUCAACCAGGGUCCUUUCACUCUUCGGGCUGACACUCU